Messenger RNA from Nannochloropsis gaditana CCMP526, 3063 nucleotides. RefSeq names its product alpha,alpha-trehalose-phosphate synthase (UDP-forming) (gene OTSA). The transcript has a single exon. The coding region runs from base 79 to 3063 and encodes 994 amino acids. Gene Ontology annotation, cellular component: cytosol. The record is from RefSeq and is a predicted model, not a curated record. Gene Ontology annotation, biological process: trehalose biosynthetic process. Gene Ontology annotation, molecular function: alpha,alpha-trehalose-phosphate synthase (UDP-forming) activity.
UUGGGGGCGGAGGAGCUGCUGAAGGCCGUCGCGGACGAGGCCCAGGUCACGAAGCGCGGCAAGACGCCGAAUGAGGUCAUGUCCCUCCAGGAGCAAGCCAUCCUGGCCAACAUUCAGGAGCUUCAGCGCCAGCUCUGGAAGGUGAAGAGCGAGCAGGAGAAGCGGGACACGGGCGAGGAGAACGGUGCCGCGGGGGAGGCGUCGGAAAGCGUGGCAAAGCACCGCGUGAUAAUCGUCGCCAACCGCCUGCCGGUGUCGGGCGGGCGGGACGAGAAGACCGGGGAGUGGGACUUUCGGAUGUCCUCGGGUGGGCUGGUUACGGCCUUGAAGGGGUCGCGGGAGGAGUUGAACGCGGUGUGGAUCGGUUGGUUGGGGCAGGAGAUACCAGAGGAGGACCGGGAGCAGGUGCGGGAGAAGCUUCUGCGCGAGUACAACGCGGUGCCCGUCUUCCUCUCGGACGAGCUGGUCAACAAGUACUACAACGGCUUCUCCAACGACGUGCUCUGGCCCCUUUUCCACUACAUGCCCCUGCCCAUUUACCAGUCCGAGGCGGGCUCCGACAAGCGCUUCGACACGGUGCUGUGGGACGCGUACAGGGAGGCGAACGUGCUCUUCGCCGACGCGGUGGCGGCGAUUUGGGUCGAGUCCGACUACAUCUGGGUCCACGACUACCACCUCAUGUGGCUGCCCCUGGAACUUCGACAGCGCUUCAAGCACGCCAACAUCGGCUGGUUCCUGCACACACCCUUCCCCUCCUCGGAGAUCUACCGCAUCCUCCCCGUGCGCAAGCCCCUCUUGGAGGCCCUCCUGGCCUCGGACCUGCUCGGCUUUCACACCUACGACUACGCCCGCCACUUCCUCUCGGCCUGCGCCCGUGUCCUGGAGGUGGACACCACCCCGCGGGGCCUGGAGUACGCCUCGCACUUCAUGUCCCUGGGCGUCUUCCCCAUUGGGAUCGACCCGGAGCACAUCGCCCACAUCCUCCAGCGGCCCGCGGUCCACGCGCGCAUCGCGGAACUCACGGAAACCUUCGCGGGUCGAAAGGUGCUGCUGGGAGUCGACCGGCUGGACUACAUCAAGGGCAUGCCGCACAAGCUGCUGGCGCUGGAGCUGUUCCUGACGCGGCACCCGGAGUGGCGCGGGAAGGUGACGCUUAUCCAGGUGGGAGUGCCCUCGCGGACCGAAGUACCGGAGUACCAGCGGCUGUCGGAGCGCGUGAACGAGCUGGUGGGCAGGAUUAACGGGACCUUCGGGAACCUGGAGUACGCCCCGGUGCACUACAUCAACCAGAGCAUCACGCAGGAGGAGCUGGUGGCGAUCUACAACAUGGCCGACGUGUGCCUGGUCACUUCUCUGCGGGACGGAAUGAACCUGGUCUCGUACGAAUUCGUGGCCGCGCAGAGAGACAUGCCGGGCGUGCACCAGAAGGACGGGCCGGGUGUCUUGGUCCUCAGCGAGUUUGCGGGCAGCGCGCAGUCUCUGAGCGGGGCUAUCCGCAUCAACCCCUGGAACACAGAGGAGGUCUGCCACGCCAUCCAGCAGGCACUCACACUUUCACGGGCGGAGCGGGAGAUCCGGCAGCACAAGCUCUCCCGCUACGUCUCCGUGAACACGGCCUCCUCCUGGGCCAAGUCCUUCGUCGCGGAGCUGCGCACGGUCUGCGCCAACAAGCCGAACCUGUCCAAGCUCCCGCGCCUGCCGUUCGACCUCGCCCGCUCUGCUUACGAGCGGGCCAGGAACCGGCUCAUCGUCGCGGACUACGACGGCACCCUCACUCAGCUCCAGUCCGUCCCGCAGCUCGCCACCCCGUCGCCCUACAUCACCAACCUGCUGGACUCCCUGAGCAAGGACCCGCGCAACACGGUGGUGAUCGUGUCAGGCCGGGAGAAGCGCUUCAUGGACACGUGGCUGGGCAAGCUGAAGAUGGCCUUGGCGGCCGAGUACGGCUUCUACUACCGGAUGCCGGAGGAGGAGGAGUGGCAGACCAUGGCGCCGGAGGUAGACACGUCUUGGCGGGACAUCGUUCGGCCCAUCCUCGAGUACUUUACGGAGCGCACGCCGGGCACUUACAUCGAGAAGAAGGAGUCGAGUCUGACCUGGCACUACCGGGACGCGGAUCCGAAUUUCGGCUCCUGGCAAGCCAAGGACAUGCAGAUUCAGCUGGAAGACGUGCUCUCGAACCUGCCGCUGGAGAUCAUCCAGGGGAAUCGGAUGGUGGAGGUGAGGCACCAGGGCGCCAGCAAGGGGAUGGUGGUGGAAAGCGUCCUCCGGUACAUGGCGGACCCGUCCCGGGGGGCGAAGAACUCGGACACGCCCCUCGACUUUGUAUUCUGCGUGGGCGACGACCGGACCGACGAGGACAUGUUCCAGGUCCUGAAGAUUUUGCGGGGGGAAGCGGCGCGUUUCACGGCCCCUUCCUCGGUAGGCGGGUCGCACCCUCUCUCGCACGGCGGCCUUACCCCCUUCUCCUCCCACGUGGGACCCGACCUCAUCCCCUUGGACUCGAUCCCGGGGGGCGGGCAGCCAGAGCUGCGGCCCUCGAGUGCAACUCCACGGAGCGUGUCGACGCCCACGGCCGGGGACGGGCUCGGGCGGGAGUCGGCGUCGAACAGCGCGUUCACCGAGUCGUGCCCGAACCCGUCGGGGAUGGAGCAGUCACAAGACGCGCAGCAGAAACCCCCUGUCAUUGGGGAGCCGUGCCGAAGGCAAGAGGAUUCUCACGCGGAGAAGAAGGGCGGGAGGGAGAUGUGUGAGGGCGGGCUGGAGAGAGGAGAUCUCGCGAGCCCGAGCCUCGGCCCCCAGAUGGACCACCUGACGCUGGAGGACGAGGCUGUCACGGAGAAUGCGCUGAUGCUGAGCAGCAGGCCCUGCACCCCGAAGGGGGGGGUGAGCACUGGGAUAGGGCGGGACAUGCCGCUGAUGGCCCGGGACGCGAAAGUCUUCACCGUGCAUGUGGGAAACACGUACAGUCAGGCCGAGUACCAUGUUGAGAGCUUGCUGGAUGUGCGCCGCCUGCUCCGAGAUUUUGCCUCCAUCAGCUUUCGACAGACGACGCGGAGGUGA